AUGCCCCGUCACCUCUUCCCCACUCUCCUUCAAUAUUUAUUUUUUCAGAAUUCUUUGCUGUCCCAAGCUGUGCUUCUAUCUAUACAUAUCGCAGUUUGUUCAUACAUAUCAAUCUAUCUAAUUCUAUUCGUAUCUAUCUAUCUCAGUCUGUUCAUAUCUAUCUAUCUAUUUCUGGCUGUUCGUAUCUGUCUAUUUAUUCAUCGCUAUCUCAAUUUUUACAUAUCUAUCUAUUUAUCUAUAUAUGUAAUUAUCUCAAUUUGUUUAUACAUAUCUAAUUCUAUUUGUAUCUAUCUGUCUGUCUAUCUAUCUAUCACAGUCUGUUCACAUUUAUCUAUUUCAAUAUGUUCAUAUCUAUCUGUCUGUUUAUAUCUACCUUUCUAUCUAUCUUUGUUCAUACCUAUCGAUCUAUUUAAUUCUAUUCGUAUCUAUCUAUCUCUAUCUAUCUAUCUAUCUAUCUAUAUCUAUCUAUCUAUCUAUGCCUACUGUUUCUAUCUAUCUAUCCAUUUCAAUCGGUUUAGAUCUAUCAUUUACUUUCUGCUUCUUUCUUUCAUUCCUUCUCUCUUUCUCUCUCUCUCUCUUUCUCUCUCUCUCUCUCUCUCUCUCUCUCUCUCUCUCUUACUCUCAUUUCUUUUUCUCAUAAUCACAUUCUCUUUCUCCAUUUCUUUUUUUAUACCCACUUUAUUUCCCUCUCUUUCGUUUUCUUUAUACCCAUCUCUCUCUUUCUUUCUUUCUUUCUUUCUUUCUUUCUUUCUUUCUUUCUUUCUUUCUUCUAUUUCACUGGAGCAGAUGAUAAGUACCCGACAGCUUCUUUCUUUUCUUUUCUUUCUUUUCUUUCUUUCUUUCUUUCUUUCUUUCUUUCUUUCUUCUAUUUCACUGGAGCAGACGAUAAGUACCCGACAGCUUCUUUCUUUCUUUCUUUCUUUCUUUCUUUCUUCUAUUUCACUUGAGCAGACGAUAACAAACGAUAAGUACCCGAUAGCUUCUUUCUUUCUUUCUUUCUUUCUUUCUUUCUUUCUUUCUUUCUUCUAUUUCACUGGGGCAGACGAUAAGUACCCGAUAGCUUCUUUCUUUCUUUCUUUCUUUCUUUCUUUCUUUCUUUCUUUCUUUCUUUCUUUCUUCUAUUUCACUGGAGCAGACGAUAAGUACCCGAUAGCUUCUUUCUUUCUUUCUUUCUUUCUUUCUUUCUUUCUUUCUUUCUUUCUUUCUUCUAUUUCACUGGAGCAGACGAUAACAGACGAUAAGUACCCGAUAGCUUCUUUCUUUCUUUCAUUCUUUCUUUCUUUCUUUCUUUCUUUCUUUCUUCACUCUCUCUCAUUCUUUCUUCUUCUAUCUCUUGCCCAUUUUCACUCACUCUUUCCAUUUUAA
Molecule: messenger RNA, 1365 nt
Organism: Acanthosepion pharaonis
Lineage: Eukaryota; Metazoa; Mollusca; Cephalopoda; Sepiida; Sepiidae
Source: the annotation of a GenBank genome assembly